Molecule: messenger RNA, 9387 nt
Organism: Leptonychotes weddellii (Weddell seal)
Lineage: Eukaryota; Metazoa; Chordata; Mammalia; Carnivora; Phocidae
Source: RefSeq, a predicted model, not a curated record
GAAGAAAUGUUUACUAUUUGGCGAUGAGAAAGUGGUGAAAACUGACCUCAUACUGGUAUACAAACACUAUGGGACCUGACAGUCUUGCUGCAUGGGCAGCCGGCCCCCACUGAUAAUGUGGGGAAGCCAUCAGGUCCACUGGAAAACACUAAUCUGAUCUUGGAAGUGGCUGAUUGUGGCAGGAUGUGUCGACGAUGAUGAUGGCAAGAAAGCAAGAUGUCCGCAUUCCCACCUACAACAUCAGUGUGGUGGGAUUGUCUGGGACCGAGAAGGAGAAGGGCCAGUGUGGCAUUGGGAAGUCUUGUCUCUGCAACCGCUUCGUGCGCCCGAGUGCUGAUGAAUUUCACUUGGACCAUACCUCUGUCCUCAGCACCAGUGACUUUGGUGGGCGAGUGGUCAAUAAUGACCACUUUCUCUACUGGGGAGAAGUUAGCCGUUCCCUGGAGGAUUGUGUGGAAUGUAAGAUGCACAUUGUGGAACAGACUGAGUUCAUCGAUGAUCAGACUUUUCAACCUCAUCGAAGCACGGCCCUGCAGCCCUAUAUUAAGAGAGCUGCUGCAACCAAGCUCGCAUCAGCUGAAAAACUCAUGUACUUUUGCACUGACCAGCUGGGGCUGGAGCAGGACUUUGAGCAGAAACAAAUGCCAGAUGGAAAGCUGCUGAUUGAUGGUUUUCUUCUUGGUAUUGACGUUAGCAGGGGCAUGAAUAGGAACUUUGAUGACCAGCUCAAGUUUGUGUCCAAUCUCUACAAUCAGCUUGCAAAAACAAAAAAGCCCAUAGUGGUCGUCCUGACUAAGUGUGAUGAGGGUGUUGAGCGGUACAUUAGAGAUGCACAUACUUUUGCCUUAAGCAAAAAGAACCUCCAGGUUGUGGAGACCUCAGCAAGAUCCAAUGUAAACGUGGACUUGGCUUUCAGCACCUUAGUGCAACUCAUUGAUAAAAGUCGGGGAAAGACGAAAAUCAUUCCUUAUUUUGAGGCUCUCAAGCAGCAGAGUCAGCAGAUAGCUACGGCAAAAGACAAGUAUGAGUGGCUGGUGAGUCGUAUUGUGAAGAACCAUAACGAGAACUGGCUGAGUGUCAGCCGAAAGAUGCAGGCCUCUCCUGAGUACCAGGACUAUGUCUACCUGGAAGGGACUCAGAAAGCCAAGAAGCUGUUUCUCCAGCACAUCCACCGCCUCAAGCACGAGCACAUUGAGCGCAGGAGAAAGCUGUACCUGGCAGCCCUUCCGUUGGCUUUUGAAGCUCUUAUACCCAAUCUAGAUGAAAUAGACCACCUAAGCUGCGUAAAAACCAAAAAGCUCUUGGAGACCAAGCCAGAAUUCCUGAAGUGGUUUGUCGUGCUUGAAGAGACACCGUGGGAUGCCACGAGCCACAUUGACAACAUGGAGAAUGAACGGAUUCCCUUUGACUUGAUGGAUACUGUCCCUGCCGAGCAGCUGUACGAGGCCCACUUAGAGAAGCUGCGGAAUGAGAGGAAAAGAGCUGAGAUGAGAAGGGCAUUUAAGGAAAACCUGGAGACCUCUCCCUUCAUAACUCCUGGAAAGCCUUGGGAAGAGGCCCGUAGUUUUAUUAUGAAUGAAGAUUUCUACCAGUGGCUGGAAGAAUCUGUAUACAUGGAUAUUUACGGCAAACACCAAAAGCAAAUUAUAGACAAAGCAAAGGAAGAGUUUCAGGAGCUGCUUUUGGAAUAUUCAGAAUUGUUUUAUGAGCUGGAGCUGGAUGCUAAGCCCAGCAAGGAGAAGAUGGGUGUCAUUCAGGAUGUUCUGGGGGAGGAACAGCGAUUUAAGGCAUUACAGAAGCUCCAAGCAGAGCGCGAUGCCCUUAUCCUGAAGCAUAUUCAUUUUGUGUAUCACCCAACCAAGGAAACAUGCCCUAGCUGCCCAGCUUGUGUGGAUGCUAAGAUUGAGCACUUGAUUAGUUCUCGGUUUAUCCGGCCAUCUGACCGGAAUCAGAAAAAUUCACUCUCUGACCCCAACAUUGAUAGGAUCAACUUGGUUAUCUUGGGCAAAGAUGGCCUUGCACGUGAGUUGGCCAAUGAGAUUCGAGCUCUUUGUACAAAUGAUGACAAGUAUGUGAUAGAUGGUAAAAUGUAUGAGCUUUCCCUGAGGCCAAUAGAAGGGAAUGUUAGGCUUCCUGUGAACUCUUUUCAAACGCCAACAUUUCAGCCCCAUGGCUGUCUCUGCCUUUACAAUUCAAAGGAAUCUCUAUCCUAUGUGGUGGAGAGUAUAGAGAAGAGUAGAGAGUCCACACUUGGCAGGCGAGAUAAUCAUUUAGUCCAUCUCCCCCUGACGUUAAUCUUGGUUAACAGGAGAGGAGAUACCAGUGGAGAGACCCUGCAUAGCUUAAUACAACAAGGUCAGCAGAUUGCCAGCAAACUGCAGUGUGUCUUUCUCGACCCUGCUUCUGCUGGCAUCGGUUAUGGACGCAACAUUAAUGAAAAGCAAAUCAGUCAAGUUUUGAAAGGACUCCUGGACUCCAAGCGUAACUUAAACCUGGUCAGUUCUACUGCUAGCAUCAAAGAUCUGGCUGAUGUUGACCUGCGAAUUGUCAUGUGUCUGAUGUGUGGAGAUCCUUUCAGUGCAGAUGACAUACUCUUUCCUGUCCUUCAGUCCCAAACCUGUAAGUCUUCCCAUUGUGGAAGCAACAACUCUGUUUUACUUGAACUACCAAUCGGACUCCACAAGAAGCGCAUUGAACUGUCUAUUCUUUCGUACCACUCCUCAUUUAGCAUCAGAAAAAGCCGGUUGGUCCAUGGGUACAUUGUUUUUUAUUCAGCCAAACGUAAGGCCUCCUUGGCUAUGUUACGUGCCUUUCUUUGUGAAGUGCAGGAUAUUAUCCCCAUUCAGCUGGUUGCACUCACUGACGGCGCUAUAGAUGUCCUGGACAAUGACUUAAGUCGGGAGCAGCUGAGUGAGGGGGAGGAGAUUGCUCAAGAAAUUGACGGAAGGUUCACAAGCAUCCCCUGUAGCCAACCCCAGCAUAAACUUGAGAUCUUCCACCCAUUUUUUAAAGAUGUGGUGGAUAAAAAGAACAUAAUCGAGGCUACUCAUAUGUACGAUAAUGCUGCCGAGGCCUGUAGCACCACGGAAGAGGUGUUUAACUCCCCCCGAGCGGGCUCUCCACUCUGCAACUCAAACCUGCAGGAUUCAGAAGAGGAUAUUGAGCCCCCUUCUUACAGCUUGUUUCGAGAAGACACGUCACUGCCCUCUUUGUCCAAAGACCAUUCUAAGCUCUCUAUGGAACUGGAGGGAAAUGAUGGGCUGUCUUUCAUCAUGAGUAAUUUUGAAAGUAAACUGAACAACAAAGUACCUCCACCAGUCAAACCAAAGCCUCCUGUCCAUUUUGAUAUUACAAAGGGGGAUCUGUCUUAUUUAGACCAAGGCCAUAGAGAUGGACAGAGGAAGUCUGUGUCUUCUAGCACCUGGCUACCUCCGGAUGGGUUUGAUCCUUCUGAUUAUGCUGAACCCAUGGAUGCUGUGGUCAAGCCAAGGAAUGAAGAAGAAAACAUAUACUCAGUGCCCCAUGACAGCACCCAAGGCAAAAUCAUCACCAUUCGGAAUAUCAACAAAGCCCAGUCCAACGGCAGUGGCAAUGGCUCUGACAGUGAAAUGGACACCAGCUCUCUGGAGCGAGGCCGCAAGGUCUCCAUCGUGAGCAAGCCAGUGCUGUACAGGACGAGAUGCAGCCGGCUAGGGAGGUUUGCCAGUUACCGAACCAGCUUCAGUGUGGGGAGCGAUGAUGAGCUGGGGCCCAUCCGGAAAAAAGAGGAGGAUCAGGCAUCUCAAGGUUAUAAAGGGGACAAUGCCGUCAUUCCCUAUGAAACAGACGAAGAUCCAAGGAGGAGGAAUAUUCUUCGCAGCCUAAGGAGGAACACUAAGAAACCAAAGCCCAAACCCCGGCCAUCCAUCACAAAGGCAACCUGGGAGAGUAACUAUUUUGGGGUGCCCUUGACAACUGUCGUGACUCCAGAGAAGCCCAUCCCUGUUUUUAUCGAGAGGUGUAUUGAGUACAUUGAAGCUACAGGACUGAGCACUGAAGGCAUCUACCGGGUCAGCGGGAAUAAGUCUGAGAUGGAGAGUCUGCAGCGACAGUUCGACCAAGACCACAACCUGGACUUGGCAGAGAAAGACUUUACAGUGAAUACCGUGGCUGGUGCCAUGAAGAGCUUUUUCUCAGAGCUGCCAGACCCCCUGGUCCCGUACAACAUGCAGAUUGAUCUGGUGGAGGCUCACAAAAUCAAUGACCGGGAGCAGAAGUUACAUGCCCUUAAGGAGGUACUCAAGAAAUUUCCAAAGGAAAACCAUGAAGUCUUCAAAUAUGUCAUCUCUCACCUGAACAAAGUCAGCCACAACAACAAGGUGAAUCUCAUGACCAGUGAGAACCUUUCCAUCUGCUUCUGGCCCACCUUGAUGAGACCCGACUUCAGCACCAUGGACGCCCUCACGGCCACGCGGACCUACCAGACAAUCAUUGAGCUCUUCAUCCAGCAGUGCCCCUUCUUCUUCCACAAUCGGCCCAUCAGUGAGCCUCCUGGUGCCACGCCCAGCUCCCCCUCUGCCGUGGCUUCCACCGUCCCCUUCCUCACCUCCACACCUGUCACGAGUCAGCCAUCACCCCCCCAGUCCCCUCCGCCCACCCCCCAGUCCCCCAUGCAGGCCUUGCUCCCCUCCCAGCUUCAAGCAGAACACACGCUAUGAGCCACCAAGGCCUGGGGCAAAAGGAGACCUUCUCUCUUCCACGGGGUGGCGUUUGGCCUUGAACAAAACCAGGUCCACUGGGAUAGGGGUGGGGAGAGUGUCCCCUCUCCCCUGUUACCUUCUCAAGACCUCAGCGCCAGCACCAGCCCCAGUCUACCGUGGGCUGGGCUGUCAGGCCCCCUGAGCCCAGCGCUGCAUACCUGGAGCUGUUCGCAGCCGCCAGGGGGCGCCCUGCCCUUUGACUUGGACCCUUUUGAGGCCUGCACUGGCCAGGCAGUGGCCCCCGUGGCCCUCGGCACGCUCAAUGCUCCCAGACCACCUCCCCCACCUGCCCCCGCAUACCAGCCUCGGGGCAUCCACCGCUGCUUGGACAGAGCCCUGGCCUCUGCCAACGGGAGGAGGCUCCGAGAUUUGGGCCGCCCCGGGGUGGGGCCGGCAGCCCCCGCAGAGAACAAUUCCCAUCCGUCUCAUCUGUCUCUUCCCACCUUCCAUAUCGGCACCCCCACCCCUGUUACGUGAGCCCCUGUCCAGUAGCCUCCCCGGGAACACACAGGCCACAGCUCUGUCAACCCAAGGUACAGUGCUGGGGGUGCUGGCCCGGCAGGUCAGAACAGGGAGGGUGGCUGUGUGCCGGGACCAGGAGUGUGUGGCUUCCCCUCUGCUUCCCACACGCCCCCUCCCACUUCCCAGGCUUUGGGGAUACAGUCCCUGUAAAACAGAACACUGGAAGAAACGUGGAAAAAAAUCCCCAGUAACUUACAAAAGAAAGAGGAAGACACUACAGACCUCAGGAUUGACCCCUCCUCCCACCUCUCAGAGAAGCAAGCAGGUGGUCACAGCGAAACCAGGAUGCCCAAGGGUGGUGGCCAGAGAAGCUGUGGGGGUCCCGCUUACAGCCUGUCACCAGAUCCCCUUUCCCCAAGAAGACAGUUUAAGCCCUUGGUGGGAAGAGCUUGGGAGACCAGCCUGGAUCCUGGUCUGCUUUGGAAGACACUACAGUGCUGUGGGAACACUAUUCUUGUGUGCGUCUGGGUGUGUGCGGGUGUACGCGUGCGUGUGUGAGUGCUUGUGCACGUGGGGGUAUGCCUUUUCGAGAGGGCACAGCUGGGGGGACGCUGGGUGUACCUGGCGUUUGGUUUAGUGUGUUUGCUGUUGGAGUGGAGUCAUUUUCAUCCUGGGCUGCAGACCACCGCCGGCCCAGCGGUGUUCAUGGGAAGUGGGCGAUGUGUGGAGAAGUGUGGUCGGCCCGUUCCUGCACGGGGACAACCUUUGUGCUCCCAGGACUAGGAGGGCCUGGAGGGACAAAAGUCACAAUCUGUCAGAGUCACGGGCGUGCCGUGCCUGCCUGUCACACACAGCCUGUGGCCCUCCCUAGCCCUUCCUGGGAAAUGGCCUUUGCCUCGGCUUCCUGGCCUUCCCACUGAUCCCUGGAGAACCCUUCGCAUGCCCCACCUUUUGUCCCCCAAACGCAGCGAUCCUGCUAAGGCUGCUGCAGAUACUGGCUGCCCUCCCACUCCUUGUGGCCGGGCCGUGGCCUCUGCGACCGGGAAGCCUGACACGGAGGCGCCGUGGGCUUCGGGGCCCUGCAGGCCACGCAGCCUCCAGGUCUCUUUGCACUUUAAGAAGCAACGCCUGUGGUAGGUUCGACAAUGCCCUGGGUCCCCUCAGCCGGGUGGCCUGACAGCUGCCUCGCUCGGGACAGCCUCGAGCCCCAGACCCUGGCUGUCGGCUGUUGGAGGGUCGGGUAGGCCCUGCGCUCGCUGACUUCUUCCUCUGGAUAAGCUGGAUACCUUACUGUUAAUAGUUCUUGUUCGGCAAGAUAAGGUGCUUGGAAAACUGUCCCUGCAAGUUUUACCACCUCUUUUUAAGAACACUAGUCAAAAAACAAACCUAAGGUACAUGAAUGUUGAUGUAAAUGUUGGGUGAGGGAUCUCUUCUCUGGUGGCUCUGUGCCCGAUGCUCGAGGUCAGGGUUGGCAGGAAGGUGACGGGUGGGGUUGUGACUGGUUGGCAGACCCGCGGCCCUGGCUCUCCAGCCCCCUCUGCUCGGAGUCCCGGGCAGGUGAGGAAAUCACUCCAUUGAACGAAUCUCCCUUUUUCUAGAUCAUGCUCACCUACCCACUCCGAGGCAGCCCCUCAGGUAUUGGGUGGAGGUGGUCUGGGACCACCAUCCCUUGUGUGAACUGAAAAGUAGCCCGGUCCCCCUCCCAUCACCCCACCCACCCACCCCCGUGAGCAGUUUCCUCCACCGCCUCCUUUGCCACCCCCCACCACCACCUGCAUGCCUGGGCUGUGCCCCAGGAACUGGCCAAAGCCCCUAAGCUCCCCCCAUCCCUGAGACUGUACAGACGUACAGAUAGGUGGUGACUUUUCUGGGAGUGUGGGCAGGGGCGGCUUACCAACAAGGGACAGCGGCUUUGUGUCCUUGCCCUGGUGGAAGUGGCGGGAGCCAGGCAUCUCUGGGGUAGCCUCUGGGCCAACAGCAUCCCCUGCCAGCCAGCUCGGGGAGCCGCAGGAGCCCCUUCACCUGGCUGUGCCCGGUGUCCUGCUGGGGCUUAAAGGAUGCACAGGAGGGACCUGGUGGCUCAUGCACCGAAAGAGCCACCGGGGGCAGGAAGCGCCGGGGGUUCCUCUUGUUUCCAUUUCUUCUGUCAGGUCUAGCUUCUAGUUUUCUGUUUCUCCAGACUGACUAGGACUGGGGGUUUCUCUGUCAUUCUGGGUUGGCGUUGCCCUGCGUGGUAGCUGGGGGCCCUGGGCCUGGGGUUCGCACCCAGACCGAAUGGGCACUUGGACGGGAGCCACAGAGGCAAGCCGGGGCGUGUGUUGGGACGUGCUGCCGUAAAUGAAGUGCUACCCACCCCUCGAGUCCAUCCAGCGUGUGAAGCUCCGAAGAGUGCUUUCGCGAUGAUUCUCCCGAGAGCAGCCCCGCGGGCCUGGAAUCGAGGGAAGGGCAGGCAUUAGUCAGCCUUGGCCAGAAUGGGGGAGCAGGUCAGCAGAGGUGACGGGACUAAAUAGCGGUUUGGUUUGCCCGGGAGCUCUCUCCCUGGCCCAUGUUCCACAUCCACAAGAGAAUAGUUGCCGUGUUCGGUGGAAGUGAACAGCCCUCGGUUGUGAGCGGAAGGCUGAUUCUGGCUCUGACACGGACGCUUCCGUGGAGGAGGGGGUCCAAGGUUGAGCGGCAUGCCUUGUGAAUGCGCCCUGAAUUCUUGGCUGUGUUGCGUAUUGGGGAUCACACACGGCACAUUUAUUCCUGCGCUCCGUCACGUCGUUCUUCCCAUCACUUGACGUUCUGGAGUGCUGAGGAACAGUACUGUUCCCUGUGUUCUACACCCUACCCUCCUGCCACCUUGGUCUUCCUGCCGCGAGGCAGGAAGCGUGCUGCCAGGUGUGAUUCUUCUAGCAGAAUUGGUUGGGCUCUGCCAGGUGGACAGAGGGCGACAUCAUAGGAGCAGCGUGCUGGGCAGGAGGGGCCUGGAGCGCGCACCUGCCCCUGGCCUUGCGCUAGGGCCCUGGUCCCCUGGUCUCGGGGGGAGGCCUGGAGGGCGGUCCAUCCUCAGCCCCGAAACUUGAAAAGCAUGCUACGUUGGUGAAAACCCUGUCCCUCUGGGCCCCCUUCCCCUUCCUGCAAGGACAGCCACGCUGCUUUGGCGUUUCCGAGAAAGGAGCGGACACCGUCUCGCUGCCACUGAGAGCACCGCCCAGCCGCCGUGUGGCCAAAAGAAGGAGGCCCCAGGGGCUUGGGCUCCUUUCUGGGGGCCGCCCCGCGGACGGGGACAGCCGGCACUGCACUCGCUCCCGGGCCUCGCCGACUCCGCAGAUGGUGGACGAGGAGUCGCCCUCCUGUUGCUUGGCAGGUUCAAGCCACUCGUCUGCGCUUAGGUGAAAGGACAAGGACGGACCGAGUCACGCCUGGGACCUGCUGGCGAGGGGGGGCAGAGUGAGGGGAAAGGCCAUUCUCUCUCAAGGUGGCGGGGCCGCGGCCGGGGAGGGUCCUUCCCUCCUGGGGAGCCGGCCCCGCGCUCACGGCAGUCAGGUUACACUUUCAUGUAGUCGAGACAGGGCCUAAGUUAUUGUUUGCAUUAAAAAGAAUCCUGUUCCCUGUGUAUAUAAAAAAAGAAAAAAAGGAAAUGUCUGGAUUGUAUGGGAAUAAAACUUGUUUGAAAAUUUGGAAUAGUGCUGCUGCCAGCUUAUUUUUCUGGUACUUGUAUUUUCACAUGUUAAAUGAUCUUUAUAUAUGUUGAAUUAACAAAUAUUUUGAGUUUCCUGAGAAAAAAAGCAUAUUAAUGGUAUUGAAAUGUGUUAGUAGUCUGGCCGUGUGCCUAAAUUUCUGUUUUGCAGCAAAAGUGGAGAACUGUAUGUAAAGAAAGUAUAACAAUUAUUUCUUUGUAUUUUAGGGGCUUUAACCAGGACAUCCUCUAGUUGGUGUUAGGAAUGUUUGCUUAAUUUCCAGAGCUUUUUUUUUUUUAAACACGUUGUGGGUUUUUUGAGGCUCCAACCUGAUUAGUGCAUGGUCAGCCAUCAACUACGGCUGAGGCAUCUCUGACUGAGGUGGUUUUGUUUGGUUUUGUUUUUUAAAAUCAUGUAUUUGCUACAAAGUAUUGUACUCGUCUCAAUGGGAAUGGUGUAAAAAACUGAAAAGGCCUUAUGUGAUAUGUAUCAUAGUUAAUAAAUCAAUCUUGUAAAAAACCAAA